AUUAAAUUUCUUUUUUACCGUUUAGUCAUGAAAUUAAUAGUAAAAAUGUAGAACGGAAUGUUGAGGAGAAGAAUGGUUGUAUCUAUGGUAACAAAACAAUAGUUACAUUUUAUUUACUAUUUCUAACUAGUACAAUAAAUUUCUAAACUAUGGAUUCUUUUCCUCAAAAAUUUAAAAACGAUAUAUUAGUUUUAAUACCAAAAAAACAUAGAAAAAAAUAUUCUAAACUAAUCAAUCGUAUUUUUCAUGAAAUUGAAAUUACAUAUAUAAAUGAAAAGCAAAGUUUAGGAAUUAAAAAUACUGUGUAUUUCGAGAAGGAUCAUUAUCCAAAAUUAAUAACUAAUUUUGAUAGUUAUAAAUUAUACAAAGGCAAAUUUAUAAAAAAUCGUAAUCUUCUUAUGAAAAAAUAUUUUCUUUCUCAUGAAAUAAUAAGAAAUAUUGUUCACACAGCACAGUUAACACUUCCCAAAAUUAUUUGUGAUCUUAAGAAAUAUCAACAUUGUAAAAUAAUAACCUUAUCUCAAUUACAUAGUAUAUCCAUCAAGGAUAUUAAUAGGAAUGCUUUAUUUAUAACGAGCAGUUUUUAUAAUGAAACAUAUAAAGCUAUAAUGGAUGCAAAAACAUUAAAAAAUAUGCCUAUAAAACGUUUAAUGCAUUUUGUACAGUGUGUAACAAAUGUUUUUACACAGCAGAUAAUAUUGAUAAUGAUAGAAUCAAUUGAUAAUAUAAUAAGUUUUAUGGAGAGUAAAUAUAGUUGACCACAAAUUGAAAUUAAGCUUAUCUAUGAAAACAAUCAGAUUACUUUAAAACCUAAUAUAAAAGAUUUAUUUUAUGUAUUCCAUGAUAUUCUUUCAAAUAUUGAAAAUGUUGCUCAAGAAUUAGUUCCAUUUGAGAAAUGUUUUAACAUAAAAACAAAUCAUGAAUAUAUUAAGAUCAAAUUACCACAAUGGUUUGUUGAAAGUUCUUACAAUAAAUUACAAAUGAGACUAGAAAAUAUGUUUCAACCAAUAAUAAGUGAUCUUACAACUAUUAUUGAUCAGUUUGGUAUUAUAUGUGAUGGUACAAAUGUAAAGGAAACAAUUCAAUUAUUAAUUUCACAAAAGGUAGAUUUUGAUGUUUGUCUAAUUGAAAUAAAAAAAUAUAAUAUGUAUCGUGAUGCUGCAAAGUCAAUGGUAAAAAACAUGUAUUAUGAUAUAGGUCAAUUAAAUCAAGAACCUGUAAAAGAAGCAUUAAUAAAAUAUUGCUCUGAAAUAAUUGACAUAUUUACAAAGGAAUUGGUGAACUAUCAUCUAACAUACAAUCAACUUAUUUGUUCUGAAUUUGAAAAUCUUAAAACAAAGGCUUUAAAUGUACCUAAAGAUGCAAAGAGAUUAACUGAAUUAAUUGAUUAUAUGUUGCAUGAUUCAAAAGUCUUAGUAAAGGGAUUGAAAGAAAGGAUAUAUAAAUCAACAGAAAUGUUAAGUAUUCUAUUAGAAAUAACUACAUUAACAAAUGAUCAUAUGAGAAUAAAUAAAGACACUAUAAGAUGGUUGAAUUUAAUACAACCUAUAUUUGCACAAAGUAAUAUUAUAUGUGAGGCAAUUAAAAGUGAUUUUGAAGAUGACCUUCAAAAACGGAUAAAUACUUUAAAUGUUGAAGUAGAUAAUCUCUUUCCAUAUCUUAUUAUUUUAGAUAAUAUGGAUGAUAUUAAGAAAGUUCAAGAAUAUUCUGAACAUUAUGAUGAUCUUAUCAGAAAAGUCAAAGAAAUAGAAGAUCAAGUUAUCACGAUUAAUGCAGAAGAAUCAUCUUUUAAAUUUCCAGAAACUGAAUUUCCAAGAGUUGUUGAAUUAAAAGAGAUAGUUAAUCCAUUUUAUUGUCUUGUUAAUGUUAUUUGUCAAUGGCAGAGAGAUAAAUCUAUAUGGUUGGAUGGACCUUUUGAGUAUUUGAAUCCUAGUGUGAUUAAGGAAAAGACUGCAGAUUAUUUUACAAAAUUUACAGAGAUGAAUAAACAAUUCAAGUCACAAAUUAAAAUGGAUGUUACAUCAAAUAAAUCAUUUAAGUUCUCUGGAAUCACAGAUGACCCAGAUCCUAUGCAACAACCUGCUCCACUGAAACUAUCCUGGCAAGCACUUAAUGAUAUUCAACAAUUUAAAGUUUAUAUACCACUUGUAAUGUGUGUAUGUAAUCCUGCACUCAAGCAACAACAUUGGAAAGAAAUGUCUAUUAUAUCACAGUUUGAUCUUACUCCAAAUGCUGGAACUACACUUCAGAAAAUUAUUAAUUUUAAUCUAAUAGAAAAUAUAAAGAAAUAUGAAAUUAUAAGUACAAAGGCUACUAAAGAGCUUUGUCUUUAUCAACAAUUGUCAGAAAUGCAACAAAUGUGGUAUACAAUUUCAUUUGAAAUAGUUUAUAGCAACAAAACCAAAUUGUUUACAUUCAAAAAACAAGAUGAUAUAGACAGUCUUCUUGAAGAUCAUUUCGUAAAAAUAGAAGAAAUGAGAGCAUCUCACUUUGUUGAAUCUAUAUCCUCACCUCUUAGAGAUUUUCAUUUUUCUCUCAAAAAGAUACAAGAAAUAAUAAUACUUUGGUUUGAGAUACAGAAAUACAAAAGUUCUGUAAGUUCAAUAUUUUAUAGUCAAGCAACAGAAACUUAUUUAUUCCAAGAAAAUUCUUUAUAUAGAGAAGUGAAUAAAAUAUUGGAAAAUAUUCAAAACAGAAUUUCAGAAAAUGCUACUUUUUAUACUAUACAGAAUGAUUCUGAUAUAUUGAAUAAUUUAUAUGAUGCAAAUAUUAAAAUGGAUCAGAUAAUAAAAAGUGUUCAUAAUUAUUUAGAUGGUAAAAGAUUAGAGUUUGAAAGGUUCUUUUUUUUAUCAGAUAUAGAAAUUCAAAACAUAUUAUUUGAGUUAGAUAAUACUGAUAAAUUGCAGUUAUGUUUACAAAAAUGUUUUCCUGGUAUCAAAAAAUUAAGAUUUGAUAAAACUUAUAACAUCUAUUCUAUUUUGGGAGAUUGUGAUGAGAGCCUUCAACUCAAUACAAAUAUUAGAAUAAUAUUUAAUGGUGAACAAGAAUGGUUAUGCACUUUACAAAAAGUAUUAAAAAAUAUAAUCUGUGAGAAUUUACAACAAUGUUAUUUGCAUUUUGAAGAAAAGGAUGUAUGUGAUUGGAUUACAAAUGUACCAAGCAUGGUAAUAAUUUGUAUUUCUCGUAUUUAUUGGACAUCUUUGGUUCAAAGUUGUUACUCACCUUUUAAUUUAUUAUUACUAAAAACAGUUUACAAAAAGUAUUUAGAAUUAUUUACCAGUUUAUCUAAUCAAGUUAAAAAUAAUAUAAUGCAUCAAGAAAGAAAACUUUUAAUGUCAUUAAUAAUUAUAACUGCUAAUCAUGAAGAAAUUAUUAAAUUAUUAAUAGAAAAUAAUGUUAAUUCUUCUACUGACUUUAACUGGUUGGCACAAAUGCGUUAUUACUGGACUGAAAGUGAUAUAAAAAUUUCACUAUGUAAUGCUACAGUAAAUUAUGGCUAUGAAUAUAAUUAUUAUCAACAACAUUUAGUAAAUACACCAUUAACUGAUAGAUGUCUUCGUACAUUAAUGGAAGCUUACAACUAUCAUUUAUAUGGGACUAUUAUUGGAUCAGUGGCAACUGGCAAAACAGAAACUAUUAAGUAUUUAAUAAGUUCUCUUGCAAUGCCUUAUUAUAUAUUAAACAUGAAUGAAAGAUUUACUUACAAAUUUAUAUUAUAUGUAUUGAAAGGACUUAUUUCUUGUGGAACAUGGAUUUGUUUUAAAAACUUAGAUAAACUGAAGUUAAGUGUACUAUCUGCAGUUACACAAACAAUCGUGAAUGUUCAUCAGAUAACAUCAACAAAUUUAAAAUCUGUAAUGUUUGAAGGAACCAAAUUAAAUUUAAAUCCAAAUGGAAAUAUUUGCAUUAUUAUGAAUGUGCAACAUACUAAAUAUUAUGAAUUACCAGAUAACUUGAAAAUACUUUUUCGUACAAUUUCUAUAAUAAAACCAGAUCUCAGUCAAAUAAUAGAAAUAGAACUUUUAGCAUCUGGUUUCUGCAAUGGAAGAGAACUUGCAGCAAAAUUGAUUGUAAUUUAUAAAUUGUUAUCAGAACAAUUAUUAGAUAGACCACAUUAUAAAUUUAACAUGUGCUCGUUGAAAACAAUUAUUAAAACUGCAAGGAUGUUAAAAAUUCAUUUUCAAACAGAAGAUGAAAAUGUUUUAUUGCUACGUUCAGUAAUUGACAUAAUUUUACCAAUAUUCUGUAAUGAGGAUAUGAUAAUUUUCCAAAAUAUAAUACAUAAUAUAUUUCCUUGCAUUAAGUUACCAUCUCUCAAUUAUGAUGCAGUUUUAAUGGCUCUAGAAAAUGUAUGCAAAUCAAGAUCUCUGCAUUUUCAUGAAAUACUGAAACUGAAAAGUUUACAGAUUUUUGAAUUAAUGCAUGUUCAACAUGCUCUUAUACUUGUUGGUGGUCCACUUACAGGAAAAACAGAAAUGUUACAAAUUCUUGCAGAUACUUUUUUAUUACUGCAUAAAUGGAAAGAUAAUAAUGGUGCAAAAGUUACACUAGAGAUCAUAAAUCCAGGAGUCAUUAACAACAAUCAAUUAUUUGGUCAAUACAAAAGAGAAUUGAGUUUAUGGGAGGAUGGUUUAUGUUCUAAAAUAUUCCGUACCUUUGCAACAAAUACUUCAUCAGAUAAAAAGUGGUUGAUAUUUGAUGGAUCCUUGAGUGAUGUAUGGGUUGAAAAUUUGUACACUGUAAUAGAUAGCAAUAAAUUGCUUCAUUUAAUCUCUGGAGAAAGGAUUUUGAUGACACAAACAAUGUCUAUAAUAUUUGAAACUAUAAAUUUAGUAAAUGUAUCUCCAGUUAUUGUAUCACAUUGUGGUAUGAUUUACAUUGAACCACAAUCUAUUGGUUGGAAACCAUAUAUAUUAUCUCAUAUAAGUAAAAAUCAAAUGUAUAAUAAGUAUGAGAAAAUAAUGUAUUCAUUAUUAAGCUGGUCAUUAGAUGCUUGUCUUCAGUUCGUACGUUUGAAUUGCUCAAUGACAAUAAAUGUAGGAGAAUUACAUCUUGUGACAUCAACAUUAAGCUUAUUUGAAAUGUAUUUAAUAGAAGCUUGUAAUGAACAAUUAGAAAGAAAAGAAAAUUUAGAUCAUUUUGUUAUAUGGUCACAAGCUGCUUUAAUGUUAUCUUUAGUAUGGGUUCUUGGAGGAAAUUCAUGCACAGCUUUUCAAAUAAAAUUUAAUGAAUUCUGUAUUGCACUUUGGAAUGAUGCUCACAAAAAAUAUCCACGUCCACCAGAAAUUAAAAAUUAUGAUAUUGCUUUGCCUACUGAAGGAUUGAUACAAGAUAAUUUAUAUAUUUUUAAAGGUGUAGGUAAUUGGAAACAUUGUAAUGAUUUAUUGAAAGUUGAAAUAAUAACAGAUAUGUGCAAUUUUGAUCAAAAGUAUGUUCCAACUCUUAAUUCUGUUAAGUAUAGUCAUUUAUUUCUUACACAUAUCAAGUAUUGCAAACCUUUUCUUAUUUGCAGUAAUACUACAACAGGUAAAACUGUUUUUUUACAGAACCUGUUAAAAAAUAAAUUAUCAAAGCACAAAUAUUUAACAAAUACUUUUAAUUUUUCUUCUCUUAGAACUGCAGAAAAAGCAAAGUAUUUAUUUUUGUCAUAUUUAAGUAGAAUUAAAAAAAAAUACUAUACUUUACCAGAAGAUAAAUAUUGUUUAAACUUAAUAGAUGAUUUAAAUCUAAAUACUGACGCAAAUAUUGAUUCAAAAUCUGUGCUAGAAUUAAUACGACAAUAUUUUAAUUAUGGGUAUUGGUAUGACACAAAAAUACUUGAAAAAAUUUUCAUUACCAAUAUCAGCUUUUUAUUAACAAUAACUACUGGUCAUGACAAACAUAAUAUUUGUCCUAGAUUCAUGCGACAUUUUAAUGUUUACACAUUCCCUGAACUUACAACAGAUAACAUAUAUAAAAUAUUUUCUAAUAUGCUUUUAACUAAUUUAAAAAAUAAUCUUUUUAGCACAGAUGUAUUAAAUAAUGUAACAAGUAUAACAAAUGCUACAAUUGAUGUUUACAACUCAAUAUUCAACACCUUGCGUCCAAUACCUGCCAAAGUGCAGUAUUUAUUUAAUAUUAGAGACAUAUAUAGAGUGAUAAGUGGUUGUAGUCUUAUCCAAAAAGAAUCAGUAGAUACAAAAAUUAUAUUCAUUCGUUUGUGGGUACAUGAAACGCUGCGUGUAUUCGGUGAUCGGAUUUCAGAUGAUGAUGAUAAAGAGAUCUUAUAUCAAAGUAUAAAAGAAGCUGUGAACAAAUAUUUUAAAGAUCCGUUUGAGUCUGCUUUUGACCAUUUGUUGAAAUUUGAUAACAAAAUUACAAAAGAUAGUCUAAAAUAUCUCCUAUUCUGUAAUUUUAUGGAAAUGGAGAAAACUUCACCCAAGUAUAAAAAAUAUGAAGAAAUAAGUUCUAUGGAAAUAUUGAAGGACACAAUUACAUCUUACAUGAAGUAUUAUAAUAAUAGUAAUAAUGAAAAAAUUAAUAUUGUAAUAACACAACAAAUUUUAAUAAAUCUAGUACAAAUUUGUAGAAUAUUAGCAAUGCCUAGUGGAAAUGCAAUAAUUAUUUCUACUGUUAGAUCUGGUAAAAGAUCAAUAACUAAACUCGCUAGUUAUAUACAAUUAGAGCAAAAAUUCUUUGAACCUACUAUGGAUUCGUAUUAUAAUUUUAAUGUUUGGAGAGAAGAUUUAAAAGAAAUAUUACGUACAUGUGGAGAAUCUCAAAAAAAUUGUACGUUUUAUCUUACUGAUAGACAAAUGAAGAAUAUAUUCCUUCAAGAUAUUAAUUGUUUAUUGAAUACUGGUGAAAUACCUGACUUGUUUUCAAGUGAAGAAAAACUUAGUAUCAUAGCAGCAACACGUAUACAUGCUCAAAAAGGUGAUCCAAAUGCAGAAAUAAAUAUUUCUGCUGUAAUGGAUUAUUUUGUUCAGCAAUGUAAAAAUAAUUUACAUUUUGUACUUGGUUUUAGUCCCAUCAAUAAUACAAUGAGAAAAUAUUUUUACUUAUAUCCUAAUUUAAUAAAAUACUGUACAAUAAAUUGUUAUGAUACAUGGCCAGAGGAUGCUCUUGUUGAAAUAGCUAGAAGUCAUAUAAAAACUAUAGAUAUUCCAGAAAAUAUAAAGGAUAGUGUAAUAAAAGCUUGCAUAAAUUUUCAUAAUGAUGCAAAAAUAAAUAGCAUGAUGUACUUAAAGGAUAAUGGAAUACCAAUGUAUGUUACAAACUCAGCUUUUUUACAUACUGUAAAGUUAUAUACACAUUUAAUGACUAAGAAGCAAAAAGAAAUUAUUACUACCAGAAAUAGAUAUAUGACAAGCUUAGAGCAACUUGAAAUAGCAGCAAAACAAGUAGAAAAAAUGAGUAUGACAUUAACAAUUCUAAAACCCGAAUUAGAACUAUCUGCUCAAAGAACUAUAAAGACAAUGAGAGAAGUUGAAAAUGAAAAUUUAACUGUAGAGAAGGCUACAAUCCUUAUAAAAAAAGAAGAAGGAAUUGCCAAUAAAAAGGCAGAAAUUGCUGGAGCUCUCAAAUCUGAAUGUGAAACUGACCUUGCAGUAGCUAUUCCUAUUCUUGAAGAUGCUGUUUUAGCUUUAAAUACAUUGAAACCAACUGACAUUACUUUAGUCAAAGCUAUGAAAAAUCCUCCUGAUACUGUAAAGUUAGUGAUGGCUGCUGUUUGUGUUAUGUUAGGCAUAGCACCAGAUCGAGUCGUUGAUCCUAUUAGCGGAAAGAAAAUUACGGAUUAUUGGGGUCCAAGUAAACGUAUUUUAGGAGAUAUGAAUUUCUUACAAAAUUUGAAAGAUUAUAAUAAAGAUAACAUACCAUCUAUGGUUAUACAAAUUGUUAAAAAUGUUUACAUGACUGAUAAAAAUUUUGUACCUCAUAUUGUUGCUAAAGCAUCAAGUGCAGCAGAAGGACUUUGUAAGUGGGUAAGAGCAAUGGUAUCUUAUAAUGAAAUUGCUAAAGUGGUGGCUCCAAAAAAAGAAAAAUUAGCAACAGCUCAGAAAGAAUGUGACGAAGCAGAAGCAUUUUUAAAUGAAAAACGUCGAACUCUUUCUAAUUUAAAUAUAAAGUUGGCUACUCUGAACAAUAGCCUCCAAGAUACUUUACAAAAAAAAUUAAAAUUAGAGGAAGAAGUAAGUAACUGUACAAAGAAAUUGCAAAAAGCAGAAAGUUUGAUUGCAAGUCUUGGAAGUGAAAAAGAACGUUGGUUACAAUUUGUAUAUAAUCUUCAAUUAAAUUAUGAUAAUUUGGCUGGAGAUAUGAUACUUUCUUCUGGGAUAAUAGCUUACAUGGCUCCAUAUAACACCAAAUAUCGAGAUAAAAUGAUAGAGAAAUGGAUCAAGCUUCUGCAAAUUUUAAAAUUACCAUACUCUAAAUCUUAUGAUUUUGUGAAUAUACUUGGAGUGGAAUUUAAAAUAAGUUCAUGGUAUCUUAGUGGCUUAUCUAAAAACAAAUUUUCCACAGAGAAUGCUAUUAUUAUGGAGAACUCUAAAUUAUGGCCUUUAUUCAUUGAUUCUCAGAAUCAAGCUAAUAAUUGGAUUAAAGAAAUAGAGAAAAAAAAUGGUCUUAAAGUUGUAAAAUUCACAGAUUCUGACUAUAUAUCCAUCAUACAGUAUAAUAUUGAAAAUGGUAAUCCAAUUUUGUUAGAAAACAUUGGAGAAGAACUUGAAGUUGCUAUAGAUUCACUGUUGUUAAAAAAUAUUUAUAAAAAUGGAGAUGAUUGGUAUUUAAAAAUUGGUCGAACUAUCACAAAGUAUUCACUCAAUUUCAGAUUGUACAUCACAACAAGAUUACCUAAUCCACAUUAUUUACCUCAUGUAUAUAAUAAACUUAUUGUAAUAGAUUUUUCACUUUCUUGUGAAGCUCUUCAAGAUAAACUUUUAGAUAUAAUUAUUGGAAAGGAAAGAUUAGACCUCCAAGAACAAUUUGAAAAUAUUUGGAUAGAAGAUGCUAUCAAUAGGCAAGCUCUUAAAUCACAAGAAGAUAAAAUUUUAAAUACAUUGUCAUCUACCAGUACAAAUAUUAUAGAAGAUGAAAAAGCUAUACAGAUAUUAGAUUCUUCCAAGACACUUUCUUUGGAAAUAAUAAGAAAACAAGAACAAGCUGAAAAAAUGAAAAAUAAAAUAAAUAUGGUUCGAAGUACUUAUAUGCAAUAUACUAAUUUUUGUGCUGGAUUAUUUACAACACUUAAUGCAUUAUCAAACUUAAAUCAUAUGUAUCGCUUUUCAUUCAAAUGGUUUAUCCAAUUAUUUACACGGUCCAUCCAAGGAUCAAACAAAAAUAUUCCUCUUGAGAAACGGUUGAAAUUAUUAAAAUAUUCAUUUACACAAAAUCUUCAUUCAAGUGUCCGUAGAUCUUUGUUUGAAAAACAUAAACUCGUUUAUUCAUUUUUACUAUGUUCUAAAAUUUUAUUAGACAAUAAGCAAACAACAGAAAAAGAAAUUAAUUUUUUUUCUGUCACGGACAUAGAGUAUUCUAAUAUUUCAAAUUUAUACAAAGCACCAAUUUGGUUAUCAACAAAGUUGUGGAACAAAAUUUGUUAUAUAAAUGAUAACUUACCUAAUUUUCAUGGUCUUGCACAAGAUAUUUCUUCUAAUGUAGCUUGGAAAAUAUAUUGGACCUCAGAUCAUUUAGAAACUCAAACAUUACCAGAUCCAUGGAAUGAAACUUUAGGCCCAUUUCAAAAUUUAAUAUUAGCUAAAAUUGCAAAGCCAGAUAAAAUCAUUUAUCAUAUAAUAUAUUUUGUGGAGAAUUAUUUGGGAAAAAUGUUUAACUACUCAUCUGAAUACAUAAUAUCACAAUCAUAUGCAGAAUCUAGUUGCCUUCAUCCGCUUUUAUUUAUUUUACCAACCUAUUCUUUGCCUCUUUCUUUUCUUUCUGCUUAUGCAAGUACCAUUGGUUAUUCAUCAAAAUACAUCUCUCUUUCUAUGGAAGAUACACAGCAAAAGAAAGCAGAAAUACUUAUUAAAAAAGCACAAAAAGAUGGUGGAUGGAUAUUUCUUCAAAAUUGUCAUCUUGCUGUUCCAUGGUUAUUUCAGUUAGAAAAAAUUUGUGAAAAUUUUAAUGCAUCGAACACAUCUUUAACUUUUCGAUUAUGGCUAUCCAGUUAUUCUAUUAAUGAAUUUCCUAUAAGUAUUUUGCAAAACAGUGUGAAGAUAACAAUAGAUGAUCCAAUUAAUAUUAAAGAAAAUUUAUUGAGAUCUUUUCAAUCAAAAUCUAUAAACAAUAAAAAUAUUUUUGAUUGUUGUCCUGGAAAAGAAAAAAUAUUUAUAAAAUUUCUUUAUGAACUGUGUUUCUUCCAUACAGUUGUUAAGGAAAAAAAUAACUUUGGACUGCAGGGUUGGAAUAUUCCAUAUGAUUUUGAUUAUUUUGACUUUGAAACAUCCAUUAUGCAAUUACAAAAUUUAAUGAACAAGCAUGAAGAUAUAUCAAUUGAAGCAAUAUCAUAUUUUAUCGGUGAAUGUAAUUAUGGUGGAAAAAUUAUGAACAAAUAUGAUCAAAGAUGUAUAAAUUAUCUCUUAAAUUAUUAUUGCAAUGAUAAUAUAACAUAUUCACAGUACUUCUUUUCAAACAAUCCAAAAUAUCUAUUGCCUCGAAAAUGUGAAUAUAAUGAAAUAAUAAAACAUAUACAAAAUAUGUCAAUAAAUCAUUCUGCUGAAGUAUUUGGAACGGAUGAAAAUGCUAUUGCUUUCAGAGAUGUUAAAGAAAGUACAGAAUUUCUAACAUAUAUGUCUUUAAUGAGUUCUAUGACCUUAUCAAAGAUUGAUGAAUUUAUAGAAGCUGAUAAAUUAACUAUAAUCAAUAAUAUUGAAGCUGAAAUAUCAGAUAUAUGUAUCGUUGAAAAUGUAGAAAAUAUUUAUCAUUCUAUACUUUCAAAUCCAUUGAAUAUCGUGUUAAUAUAUGAAAUUGAAUUACUUAAUAAAACACUUACCGAAAUGAGAAAAACAUUGACAGAUUUAAGAUCAGCAUUUAAUGGUGAGAUUAUAUUAAGCAAUUAUUUGGAAGAAUUAUGGAAAUUAAUAUACAAUGGUCAAAUUCCAUAUAUCUGGAAAAAAGUAGCCAAUAAUAUGGAAGCUAUAAACCUUUCUGAAUUUAUCAGUUAUUUAGUAAAGAAAAGAAAUUUUAUCAAAGAUUGGAUUAAAAAUGAGCGUCCUUAUUUGAUACAUUUUGGUGCAUUAUCGUAUUGCAAAAUGUUCCUCUCUGUUUCAAAACUUAUGUUUUCGAGAAAACAUAAUGUUCCUAUUAAAAAAAUUUACUCGGACUUAAAAAUAUUGACAAUUUAUGAACCAUCUAAGAUUGAACAAAAAUUUAAUGAUAAUUUUUUUAUUUAUGGAUUAUAUUUAAUCGGUGCACAAUGGGAUUCGGAAAAAAUGACAUUAACAAACAGUGUACCUGGUAUGUAUCGUAACGACAUGCCCAUCAUUUGUCUUAAAUUUGUCACAAAAGAAAUAAUAUUACAAAACGUGUAUAAAUGUCCUGUGUACACUAUUUGCGUGGAAAAUAACAUUAAAAAAUCAAAUGCAAAUUUUACACGCUCCAACCAAAUGCGAAGCUUGCAUAUUCAUAUUAUGACCGUACCUUUAAAAACCAAUAUAUGCGUUGCACAUUGGAUAAGACGUGGUACAGCAUUAUAUUGUUAA
This is a messenger RNA of Vespula pensylvanica (western yellowjacket), 11678 nucleotides long. Its product is annotated as dynein axonemal heavy chain 7-like. The record is from RefSeq and is a predicted model, not a curated record. The transcript has a single exon. Gene Ontology annotation, biological process: microtubule-based movement. Lineage: Eukaryota; Metazoa; Arthropoda; Insecta; Hymenoptera; Vespidae. Gene Ontology annotation, cellular component: dynein complex. The coding region runs from base 981 to 11678 and encodes 3565 amino acids. Gene Ontology annotation, molecular function: dynein intermediate chain binding; dynein light intermediate chain binding; minus-end-directed microtubule motor activity.